AUGGCUAUGCUGUCUCCAACUCCCCCCAGCCCUCUUAUCCACCCACUACCCCCUCUCUGUCUCCACGUGCCCUCUCUGCCUCCACGUGCCCUCUCUGCCUCCACAUGCCCUCUCUGCCUCCACGUGCCCUCUCUGCCUCCACGUGCCCUCUCUGCCUCCACGUGCCCUCUCUGUCUCCGCGUGCCCUCUCUGCCUCCACGUGCCCUCUCUGCCUCACGUGCCCUCUCUGUCUCCACGUGCCCUCUCUGUCUCCACGUGCCCUCUCUGCCUCCACAUGCCCUCUCUGUCUCCACGUGCCCUUUCUGCCUCCCACGUGCCCUCUCUGUCUCUCUGUGCCCACCCCUUGCUGCCAGACUUGGUGAGCUUCCAGACGAGCUGAACCGGCUGCUGAUCAUCGUGGCCGUUCUCUCCAUGGCUCUCACUCCCCUCCACGACUCCCUGGGGCGAUCAGCAGUCUCUCACUUGCCCACUACCCCCUCUCUGCCUUACCCCUUCAACCCAAGCAGACUUGGUGUGCUUCCAGACGAGCUGAACUGGCUGCUGAUCAUUGUGGUGGUGCUGUCCCCUCCAUGGCUCUCACUCCCCUCCAUGGCUCUCACUCCCCUCCAUGGCUCUCACUCCCCUCCAUGGCUCUCACUCCCCUCCAUGGCUCUCACUCCCCUCCAUGGCUCUCACUCCCCUCUAUGGCUCUCACUCCCCUCCAUGGCUCUCACUCCCCUCCAUGGCUCUCACUCCCCUCUAUGGCUCUCACUCCCCUCCAUGGCUCUCACUCCCCUCCAUGGUUCUCACUCCCCUCCAUGGCUCUCACUCCCCUCCAUGGCUCUCACUCCCCUCCAUGGCUCUCACUCCCCUCCAUGGCUCUCACUCCCCUCCAUGGCUCUCACUCCCCUCCAUGGCUCUCACUCCCCUCCAUGGCUCUCACUCCCCUCCAUGGCUCUCACUCCCCUCCAUGGCUCUCACUCCCCUCCAUGGCUCUCACUCCCCUCCAUGGCUCUCACUCCCCUCCAUGGCUCUCACUCCCCUCCUCGACUCCCUGGGGCGAUCAGCAGCCCUCUCACCCAGCCACUCCUCCCCGCUUGCUUUCCGUCUUACCCCUUCAACCAGGCUGGGAGUCCUUCCAGACGAGCUGAACCGUCUGCUGAUCAUUGUGGUGGUGCUGUCAAUGGCUCUCACGCCCCUCCUCGACUCCCUGGGGCGAUCAGCAGCAGAGGCGCUGGAGAAGCGCGAGAGGGAGAAGCGGAAGGCGCCAGGGGAGGAGGAGGAGGACGGGGAGGAGGGGUUGGAUGUGGUGGGAGGCGGUAA
Closterium sp. NIES-65 is the source of this 1302-nucleotide messenger RNA. The record is from the annotation of a GenBank genome assembly. NCBI's taxonomy places the organism in Eukaryota, Viridiplantae, Streptophyta, Zygnematophyceae, Desmidiales, Closteriaceae.